AUGCAAUACCCAGAGCUCUUAUUGAUUUGUUUCAUUCCAAUAGAUUGUUGUUUGUUAACUUUCUCAGCAGUUGUCAAAGCUGUAGAUUUCGAUUUGGAAAUCGAAGAGACAAUCUUUAAUUUCGGACCGAGAACACCACCACCACCACCGGUAGUGAUCAAAAUUGCAAGGAUCCGUUCCGAAACCGAUGCAAACGUUGUCCAAGUCGUUCUAGACAGCAAGAGUGUUCUAGUUGGAAACCCACCGAAACCAGCGAGAUCACUAACCAUCCAAGAGAUCUUCAACUUUAAAGAUAUCUUGAGAUCACCAGAGUACACCAAACUCGAUAAGGUCUCACAGUUUGUCGCUGAAAAUCCACCAUCCGGUGAUACCAAAUGGAUUGUAGUUAUUAGUCCAGAGGAAAAGGUCAUUGGAUGGAUGGCAUCGACUCCAGAAUCGGGACGUCCAUCAUUCACCGUAGCAUUUGAAAAUUUCUACCAAUCUAGAAUUCCAAAUUAA
Molecule: messenger RNA, 498 nt
Organism: Heterostelium album PN500
Lineage: Eukaryota; Evosea; Eumycetozoa; Acytosteliales; Acytosteliaceae
Exons: 2
Coding region: 1-498 (165 amino acids)
Source: RefSeq, a predicted model, not a curated record